AGCACGUGCUGUAUUUUUAUUUACAUACGAAAUUAAAUGGCGCACCUGGUUAAUUUACGAUUGAUAUUAAAUAACAAAAUAAAAUUACUGAGAAAUCAUGGGAGGUGUCGGAGAAAAAUCCAAGUCAGGUACCUGGGGAAUGACUGGAGUACCGCUAAAGUUGACGUAUCACUUGGAAAUGGGAAACAAAUGGUAAUUUCGACGGGAAAACUUGCCAAGAUGGCUAACGGAUGCGCGAUGGUGUCAGCAGGCAAAACAUCAGUGAUGAUAACAUCAGUGAGCAAAACACAGCCGUCAUCGAGCACGAUAGUGCCGCUGAUAGUCGACUACAGACAAAAAGCAUCGGCGACUGGUCGGAUACCAACGAAUUUUCUGCGCCGGGAACUAGGGUCUACUGAAAAUGAAAUAACUGCGGGUAGACUUAUUGAUCGGACUGUACGUCCAGGGUUUCCAAAGGGCUAUUGUUAUGACACGCAACUGAUAAGCAACACCUGGACGAUUGAUGGAGAAAAUUUGCCGGACGUACUGGCGAUUAAUGCGGCGUCUGCUUCUCUGGCUCUGUCGGACAUCCCGUGGAAGGGCCCGAUGGCUGCGGUGCGCGUUGGCUUUGCGGACAAUGAGAUCUUGAUAAACCCGACCACCCGGGAACUGGAGCAGAGUUCAUUGAAUUUGAUUGUGUCUGCUGCUGAUCAAAGUCUGCUGGUCAUGAUGGACGGGUAUGCGAACAGGAUCCUCGAGGCGGACUUGAAGAAAGCCAUAGAGGUUGGAGUACGCGAGUGCCAAGAAAUAAUUCGGGCCAUCAAAAGUUUAGCGGAGGCUCACGGGAAGCCGAAAAAAACUUUUGAAGAAGGCCUUAAAAUAGAGGAAAAUCUCCUGGAUUCUAUAAGAUCCCUGGCGGAAAUAAAAUUGAGAGAUAUUUUUACGGACUACAAGCACGACAAAGUGUCCAGAGACAACGCGGUUAAUAACUUGAGAAACAAUGUCAUGGAGACGAUGAAAAAGAGCGUUGAUGAUUUGAAUUUACCGGCAGUUGCUGAAGCUUUCAAUAUAAUAACCAGGGAAAUUUUCCGCGAACUGAUAUUUGAAAAUAAUGUGAGAUGUGACGGCCGUAAAUUGAAUGAGUUGCGAGACAUUAAGUGCGAAGCCGGACUCUUUGAACUGCUUCAUGGGUCGGCGUUGUUCCAACGUGGACAGACUCAAGUUGCUUGUUCAGUAACUUUGGACUCGCUGGACAGCGCACUGAAAAUGGACAUGGUGUCGAAGCUGACGAGCGGAGUAAAAGACAAGAACUUUUUUCUGCAUUACGAAUUCCAUCCGUACGCCGUAAAUGAAAUCGGACGGGCCGGGAUCGUUGGCAGAAGAGAAAUGGGACAUGGAGCACUAGCAGAACGCGGGUUACGAGCAGUGAUUCCUGAAAACUAUCCAUUUACUAUCAGACUUACGAGUGAAGUUCUCGAGUCAAAUGGAUCCUCCUCUAUGGCUACAGUUUGUGGAGGCAGUCUCGCACUUUUGGAUGCUGGAGUACCGAUUUCCGAGUCAGCAGCCGGUGUCGCUAUUGGUCUUGUUACUAAAUACGACGAUAAUGAUACCAUAAAGGAUUACAGAAUUCUUACGGACCUUCUUGGUAUCGAAGACUACAUGGGCGACAUGGAUUUCAAAAUAGCUGGGACGAAAACCGGAAUAACGGCAAUACAAGCGGACAUAAAAGUAUCUGGUCUUCCACUAGAGAUAGUUAUGAAAUGCAUCUCUGACGCCAUUACUGCCAAGAAAAAAAUAAUAGAUAUUAUGAAUGAAACAUUAUCAGCUCCGCGGGUUGAUAAGGCCAACAUGCCCAUGACUGACGUAAUCGAGGUCCCCGCUCAUUUACGCGGUCAGUUUUUGGGAAUCGGUGGAGCGAAUUUGGAGAAAAUUUACUUGAAAACUGGAGUGAACAUUCAGACGCAAGAGAACAAUAUGUAUUUGGUAUUUGCGCCCAAUGAGACGGCGAUGAAAGAAGCCAAGGAGAUGAUCGACGCGCUGCUGAAAGAGGAAAAAACGCCGAACUUGGAAUUCGGGGGAAUUUACACUGCCAAAGUAAAGGAAGUUAGAGACAACGGGGUCAUGGUCACUCUCUAUGAAAAUAUGAAGCCCACACUUUUACACAACACCCAGUUGGACCAGCGGCUAGUCGUACAUCCCAGUGCUCUAGGCAUCGAAGUCGGACAGGAAAUAAAAGUCAAAUAUUUUGGUAGAGAUCCAGUGUCCGGUGUGAUGAGACUCUCGCGAAAAGUUUUACAAACGACUUCGCUGAAGCCAAAAAAUUUCUUUUGAUUAAUUAUUAACUAUUAUUUAAUAAACGUUUGUAAAUAUUUUUUUUUAAACAUGUAAAUAAUUUCUACCUCACUUAGUCUGUUGUAAAAAAAAAUUAACGAGUGUGAAUGCAGCAGACAGACAAAUUUAAAAUUAUAAAUAAAUAGAGUAAAUAAUUAAUAAAAUAAAUUUUUAAAAAAUGCGCAUUUAGAAAAUUAAAAAAU
This is a messenger RNA of Microplitis mediator, 2513 nucleotides long. RefSeq names its product polyribonucleotide nucleotidyltransferase 1, mitochondrial (gene PNPase). Gene Ontology annotation, molecular function: RNA binding; 3'-5'-RNA exonuclease activity; polyribonucleotide nucleotidyltransferase activity. Lineage: Eukaryota; Metazoa; Arthropoda; Insecta; Hymenoptera; Braconidae. Gene Ontology annotation, biological process: mitochondrial RNA 3'-end processing; mitochondrial mRNA catabolic process. The record is from RefSeq and is a predicted model, not a curated record. Bases 37 to 2310 code for a protein of 757 amino acids. The transcript has 2 exons. Gene Ontology annotation, cellular component: cytosol; mitochondrion.